Messenger RNA from Ordospora pajunii, 1119 nucleotides. RefSeq names its product protein kinase. The record is from RefSeq and is a predicted model, not a curated record. The transcript has a single exon. Gene Ontology annotation, biological process: protein phosphorylation; negative regulation of G2/MI transition of meiotic cell cycle. The coding region runs from base 1 to 1119 and encodes 372 amino acids. NCBI's taxonomy places the organism in Eukaryota, Fungi, Microsporidia, Ordosporidae. Gene Ontology annotation, cellular component: nucleus; cytoplasm. Gene Ontology annotation, molecular function: protein tyrosine kinase activity; ATP binding.
AUGAGCCAUUUGAAGAAGAUAUACAUGCUGAAGCGUGAUCGGGAGGAAGCAAUGUUCAGCUCACCAAAGACACCGUCGAAGAAGAUAGCAUACAAGCACAUGCUUGUGUCGCCUAUUCCGUUGGCGCAGGUGUCUAUACAGUCAGUGCCGCAUGCGAUCGAUGGCAAAGAGUCGUCGACGAUUGGAGAAGACUCGGUGUUCAGCGACGGAUUUUUGCAAGCCGACAUGGAUACCGAUGUUGAAUGUAGAAAAGACGGAGCAUGCAACUUUAUAUGCAAAACUGGCGAAGGUGCGUUUUAUGAGGUGUUUGUGAAUAAGAAGGGAGAAAGCAGAAAUGAUGGAGAUGAGGAUGAGCUUGUGAUGGUUUCAAAGAAUAGAAAGCUGUGCAUUUAUGACAUCGAUUACACUGUUGUGAAGAAGAGCAAGAAGAGAGUGUCUGGAGGGCUUGAUAGAAAGAACAGGAUGAAGGAGGUGGAGAUGCUGCGAAAGAUAAGGUCUGAGUAUGUGGUGAAGUAUCAUGAUGCAUGGGAAAGUGGAGGGCAUCUGUUUAUAGAGCUUGAGUAUUGCAGUAUUGGGACGUUGAGAGAUUACAUCCACGAGGUGUAUUUUCUGAAGAAGUCGAGGUUUUCUGGGGAGAUAGUGAAGAAAAUGAUGUAUGAGCUGGCAAAUGGGUUGAAUACGAUUCAUGAGUGUGGGAUAGUGCAUCUUGACCUGAAGCCUGAGAAUGUGCUGGUGAAGAGUGUGCUGCCUGGAGAUGCUUGCGAGGGCAGAUGCAUAUGUGAGUUUCCAGUGGAUCCGAGCGUAUUUGUUUUCAAGAUUUCUGACUUCAACAUCAGCAGGUAUGAGGGAGAGGACAUUGAUGAUGACGGCGACAAGAGAUACAUGGCGCCGGAGGUGCUCCAGGAUGUAUGCACCAAGGCGAGUGAUGUGUAUAGUCUUGGGAUGAUUUACCUAGAGGUGCUUGCGGAGAUUAUCCUUCCGAGAAGUGGAGAUAGCUGGAUGAGGCUGCGAAGGAACGACUUCCGUGGAAUCAAGAUUGAUAGGGUGUGCAAGAUGAUGCUUGAUAUGAACUACAAAAAGCGGCUGAGUGCUCUAGAGGUUGCAGACAUGUUUUUAUGA